Triticum turgidum subsp. durum (durum wheat) is the source of this 978-nucleotide messenger RNA. The record is from the annotation of a GenBank genome assembly. Lineage: Eukaryota; Viridiplantae; Streptophyta; Magnoliopsida; Poales; Poaceae.
AUGGAAGGCGGCGGACGCAAGAGGGGCACGGCCGACGGCGCCGCCGUCGGAGGCAAGCGCACGCGAGAAUCGGAGUCAUUUCAAACCGGCGUAGGAAGCAAAUCGAAGCCAUGCACCAAAUUUUUCAGAUUAGUUCCACUCUAUAUCAGAACAUCAUUCACUGUAGAACUUCUCUUCUGUCCAUUUGGAUUUACCGCUGGUUGCCCCUUUGGUGAGGGUUGCCAUUUCCUCCAUUACUUCCCCGGUGGCCACCAGGCUGUUGCAAAGAUGAGCAACCUAGGUGGCCAAGCAUUUGCACAUCCCCAAGGAAGAAUGCCCUCAGGAUCUGCUGUUCCAGAUGGCCACCCUACACCAACUGUCAAGACUAAAUUGUGCAACAAGUAUAACACUGCAGAGGGAUGCAAAUGGGGCGACAAGUGCCACUUUGCACAUGGUGAGAGGGAGCUCGGCAAGCAGACGUUCAUCAACAACUCCAUGCCACCCCAUAUGGGACCAAGGCCCACUGGUCACUUUGGACCUCCGGCAAUGCCCAGCCCUGGCAUGGCCACCCCGGCAGGCUUCGGGGCUUCUUCCACAGCCAAGGUCAGCGUCGAUGCAUCCCUCGCAGGCGCCAUCAUCGGGCGGGGCGGAGUCAACACAAAGCAGAUAUCCCGGGUCACCGGGGCCAAGCUGGCCAUCCGGGACCACGAAUCGAACGAGGCCUUGAAAAACAUUGAGCUCGAGGGCACGUUUGAUCAGAUCAACAACGCCAGCGCCAUGCUCAGGGAGUUGAUCUUCAGGAUCAGUGGCGGUGCCAACGCUCCUCCGCCGGGCGUGAUCCCGGCUGGAGGAUCUCACCGCGGCGGCGGCGGCAGUGGGCAGGGAAGCAACUUCAAGACCAAGCUGUGCGACAACUUCACGAAAGGAUCGUGCACGUUUGGCGACAGAUGCCACUUUGCCCAUGGCGAGAACGAGCUGCGCAAGUCGGCUGCCGUGUGA